CUGCUGCCCUUCAUCCUAAAAAAAUAUUCUACAAGCCAACUCAACGUCUUGUCUCGACCAUAAUUCUCCUAUCCUUGUUAUUUAUUCCGUCGCCAGUCCAAUUGGCUAGCAGCAAAAGGCCCGCAGAGGCCCUUUGCUGUUUUCAAACUCCGCCUGCAUGUUGCCGCCCCAGCUGCCUCGCGAUUCGCCAUACACUCGCUGCUACUGUGAAGAGAACAUAUACCUUCUCGCGCAGAAAUUCAUAUCCGAUUCAGGAGUGAACGGUGACUGGAACAUAUAUGUCGUUUUCAUUUCCAAUGAUUCCAAGACCGUGGCCCUUCGGAACCAGAAGGAUGCGCCCCAUGAAGAUUUUCCGGUCUGCUGGGACUACCACGUAGUGCUGUUAUUGCGGAGCAUCUCGAUAUAUCCCCCUUCCGACACGGAAAACUGCAAUUGGGUAUACGAUUUCGACACUAGCCUGCCGGUACCUGUGCCUUUAGCAGAAUACCUCCGUCAAACUUUCAGCGACCAAUUCCCCGAAAAUUUUCAGAGUUUGUUCCGUCUUGUACCCGGUGAGAUAUACCUCCAGUAUUUUGCCUCGGACCGCUCCCAUAUGGUCCACGGAGAUGGUUCGUUCUCGUCUCCGCCACCUUUGUAUGCCCCGAUAUACGGAACCAAAACUCUUGGCAGAGGCAUCCGCUCCAAUUUGAUGAAGAGCUUCGUCUGCAUGACGCCCUCGGAUGACACGUUUGGCAACGUUUAUAACCUCCAUAAUUUCGAACGAUGGGCACGCGAGGCAUCAAUGAUGGUGGCUGGCGGCAGUCCACAAUUACAGGGAUCCCGAAACGUAAAGGACACUGCAAGCUGCGAAUGAAUUUCGGGCUGCGAGAAGCGGAAUAACAAUAGAACUUACA
Desarmillaria tabescens is the source of this 893-nucleotide messenger RNA. Its product is annotated as N-terminal glutamine amidase-domain-containing protein. Gene Ontology annotation, cellular component: cytosol; nucleus. Bases 158 to 853 code for a protein of 231 amino acids. The record is from RefSeq and is a predicted model, not a curated record. Gene Ontology annotation, molecular function: protein-N-terminal glutamine amidohydrolase activity; protein-N-terminal asparagine amidohydrolase activity. Lineage: Eukaryota; Fungi; Basidiomycota; Agaricomycetes; Agaricales; Physalacriaceae. The transcript is spliced from 6 exons.